GAAGCGGGAGAGAGAGAGAGGAGAGGUAUAUGAAUUAGUGCCUAACCUAAACGUAGUUUCACAUCAGUACAUGUAUUCGUGUGUUUGUCUAUUCAAUAAUAAUAAUAAUAAUAAUAAUAAUAUAUUGACUUACAUGAGUGUGUGUCCCUCCACUAUCUCUCCGUGUGUUUGUUAAUCAUCUAUGAGGGUAUUCGACAGAUGAGUAAAUUAAUUAGAAGUGAGUUAGCGGAGUGAGGAAAUAACAGUGAACAUUUCAUUUGCUUUACCUAUAAACUCUAAGGUGUAUAAUAUUUUUAUGUAAAGAAAAUCGUUAUCAUGACCAUUAUUAGUAUCACAUUUUUGUGAAUAAAACGAACAUAAAUAGUCUGAUUUUUUUAAAUGUUGACAAUCAUCUUCGAAAUCUAAAAAGAAACGACGACUACCUCAAAAACACUAAUACUGUGAUAACUUUUGUUCACUUAUCACAAAUUGAAUCAUUAUAACUAUUGUUUCCAUUGUUUCUCAAAAAAAAACACUGAUGUAAUAAUCAACCGAUUUCUUUGAACCGCUUCACUGAUCAUUAUGAUGACGACAUUGUUAAAUAAUAUUGAAGAACCGUUACAUCAUAUACCAAAUCAACCAGUUAUGACGGUUACAUCGAAUUAUACAGAUUUAACUAUGCUAAAUACGAAAAUAACUACUAGUAACGACAAUAAUAAUAACAAUGGGGGUGAUAUUACUACUCAUAAUGGUAUAACAAGUAGUAGCAGCAGUGGUCAUUGCAGUGAUAAUAACGAUCUAAAUGUUGUUGAAUCACAUUUAUUACUAGACAACUGUGAUGAUGCGAUGUUAUCAUCAUGUAACAGUUCACUUAUAAUGGAUGAACAUGAAACUAACUCAGGCAGUAAUUCACCAAUGACCAAUCCAAGUGUUACCAUGGCAACUAGUGAGAAUAUUAUGACUAAUACUAACAACAACAACAACGCUAACACCAACACUAAGAAUAACAGUACACAUUCUAUAAUGCAUACAUCGCCAUCGUCGUCUUCGUCUCCAUCAUCAUCGUCAUCAUCAUCAAUAUUGGAGCAUCAUCAAAUAUCUACCUUCAAGAAUAGAGAGUCGAAUGAUUUUCGUUGGAAUACGAAAAAUACAAAAUUAUUUGUUGGACAGAUACCAAGAAGUAUGCAAGAAAAUGAUUUACGGGUAAUAUUUGAAGAAUUUGGACCAAUUUAUGAUCUGUUAAUCUUAAGAGAUAAAAUUACUGGGAUGCAUAAAGGUUGUGCCUUCGUUACAUUUUGUCAUAGACAAUCAGCUUUAAAAUGUCAAGAUGCUUUACAUGGUAAACAGACGUUGCCUGGGAUGGCAAGACCAUUACAAGUAAAAACUGCUGAUAUGGAACGUCGUACAGAAGAACGUAAAUUAUUUGUUGGUAUGUUAAGCAAACAACAAAAUGAAGAUGAUGUCAGAUUAUUAUUUGAACCAUUUGGUACAAUUGAAGAGUGUACAAUACUUCGAGAUCAAAGUGGAAAUAGUAAAGGGUGUGCGUUUGUAAAAUUCGCUACACAACAGGAAGCACAAUCCGCUAUUCUUACUCUACAUGGAAGUCAAACAAUGCCGGGAGCUUCAUCAAGUAUCGUUGUGAAAUUUGCCGAUAGUGAAAAAGAACGUCAUACAAGAAAAAUUCAACAAUUAAUUGGUCCAAUGGGUUUAUUGAGUCCAACCAUAGCACUGUCUCAACUAAAUGGUAAUAUGUAUUCACAAAUGAUAGAGAAUAUGGCACAAACAACAGGUUAUAUAAAUCCAGUUGCUGCAUUGGCAUUACAACUUCAGCAUGCCAGUCAAUUAGCUACAGUCAACUUACCGACUAAUGUAACAAAUUUAGCAAUGAUUUCUGCUUUAACCAACGGUUCCAGUGGACAUUUAGGCUGUGCUCCACUACUGCAUAGUCCACGUUCAGGUACUGUUAAUCUAUCGCCUAACUGUCAUACAAAUCCAAUGGCUGCGGCAGCAGCCGCUGUGCUUGGUAUGUCCGGCAAUAAUCCUCAGCUAACACAAAUAUCACCUCAAAUGGCAGCUUUAUCCAAUGUAAACAGUACAUGUAUUUCUGGAGAGACAGGAAAUAAUAACCCCACAAAUAAUGGAAACUCUACAGCGGCUGCGGCCGCCGCUGCACUCAGUACAAAUGCAGCAAUGGCUGCAGCCGCCGCAGCUGUAGUUGCUAUGGCAAAUGGGAAUGUGACAGGGAAUGUGAAUUCAAAUGGAACAACAUGUAGUUUGACAGGACAAACAAUAGGCUUAGGAUCUCCCGGAACUGGUGGUCAUACAUUGGCUCUACAUGGAGUUCCUGGGACACAUACACCAUCGGCAACUCUCAGUGGUCUUGGCGCUGUUUCGCUUCCUUUGAAUCAAGCAAUUUCAAAUACUUCUUUUGGCUUAAAUACAUUAACAUCUCCAUUAACUGGACUUCCUACUGAUGCACUUUCCCAUUUGUAUCCCAGUGUUCCAACUUAUGGAUUAUCUUAUCCUUCACCGGUCACAUCUGCUUUAAAUCCAUUCGCUACAAUGGCACAUCAAGCACUGACAAUGCCUAUACAACAGAAAGAAGGUACAAAAGAUCUAAUAUUAACAGGGCCAGAGGGAUGCAACCUUUUCAUAUACCACCUACCACAGGAAUUUGGCGAUCCAGAAUUGGCUCAGAUGUUUAUGCCAUUUGGAACAGUAAUCAGUGCUAAAGUAUAUGUUGAUCGUGCAACGAAUCAAAGUAAAUGUUUUGGUUCAAUGAAACCGGAAGUAAUGCUUAAUCAGUAAACAUAAAAUUAUAAAUGAUGCAAAAAUCAAUAUUCACAUAAUACCAUUACUUAUUUGUCUCGUAAUAAUAGAUUAUAAUUCUUUGAUGUUUAAAAUAAUAUUAUUUUAUUAGGUUUUGUUAGCUUUGAUAAUCCAUCAAGUGCACAAACAGCUAUACAUGCAAUGAAUGGUUUUCAAAUUGGUAUGAAACGUCUUAAAGUUCAAUUGAAACGUCCAAAAAGUGAUUCUACAAAACCAUAUUGAAUUAAAAUUACAAUAACACUAAUAAUAUACAGUGUUCAAUAUGAUUUUAACUUUAUUUUCUCCUCUUUUUUUUCUCUUUUUUCUUUCUUUAUUCUUAUCUUCUUUAAUGUUAUUAUUUUAAACAUUCUAUAUUAAUAACAAUCUAGUAUAUUUAUAUUUACGAAUUAAAUGUACACAUCCAUUUAAUUGUAUUCAAUGUACACAAGUUUAGAAGGAGAGUAAAAGAAAGAGGGAGUGAAGGUGAAAUUCAUGCAUACAUGUGAACAAAAAUUAAUGGACAAAUAUUUUCAUCAUAAAGAUAAUGGUAGAAUGAAAUUUAAAAGUGUAUUCUUGUAUUUUAUUUUUCUUUCGAAAUUCAGUAGAACCUAUUCAUUAUUUUGUCUAGUGUACAUACUUGUAUACACAUAAUUACAAUAAUAGUAAUGAAUAAGGGACUAAUUCUUCUAAGAAUUACAAUUCAAUGAACAUCUUCAGUUUAAUCAAAUAAACUCUACAUUUCCAGAUGAAAAUACAAUAAGAUAGAAAAAAGCUGGAUAACGUUUUAAACUACUUAUUUCAACAAAAGUAGUUCUCAACAAAAUAUACAAAUAAUCAUAUUUGAAUGAAUGAAAACUAACAUUCAAUGUGAUGUUCUUAGUUCAUAUUAGUUUUAAAGGAGAAACAAAAAAACGUACGACUUUUUUUGAGGAGGAAUAUUUCUGUAAUUUCAUUUAAUGUUGUGUUAUUUGUUUCAUAAAUUAAUCAUUUACUGUACCGCUUUAUUAUUUAUUUCAAUUCGGCAUAAUUCUACCAAUUUUAAUGUAUGUAUGUAUGUUUGUUCGUUUGUGUGUGUGUAUGUAUGUAUGCAUGUACGUAUGCAUAUGUUUUGUUCACAAACACUUCUCAUAAAUUACUUUCAUAAAAUGUACGAUUGAAACAAUAGAAGAAACUCCUUUUGUUUCCUUAAUCACUAGUAAUUCAUUUUGAUCGCUAUUAUUUUAUUCCUUUAGACUGAAAUAUAGUUUGUUGUUAUUGAUUAUCUUUGCAAACUAAUACUGACCAUAAUCUUUGGUCAAUGGUAAUUCAUUUUUGAAAUGGAUCCAUUUUUUGUGUGUUAUUUAUUGAACUACUUGUAAGUAAGCAAAUUUGUUUAUCAUAAAAUACUCUGCAUUUAUUGUGAUCGAUAUUUGGAGGGUAUGAUGUGUAAUACCUGAUGGGAAGUAUAUACAUUACUAAAUGUAUUGGCCCAAUUGGUUGCAUUAUAAAUAAUCAAAAUUGACAAUAAACACUGAUAUACUGAAAAUUUACUAAGCAAGCACGAUAAAUAAUCAUCUUUCCUAAUUUUAUUACUUACCUAUAACAUUUGGAAAUUAGUGAGUAGUAUAUGUAAUCUAACAUGAAGAAGAGGAGAAUAAUAAAUUGCUUGAUUGUUACAUUCCUCAUUUGGAAUAAAAUUUUUACUUUAUUUUACAUAAAAAUAAACAAAAAAUAUUUUUCAAACAAUAACUACAUAAAUUACUCUUCAAUAUUAGAAAUAAAUACAUUUACAGCGAAGAGAAUAUCUUUAAAAAAGCAGGUAAAUAUAUGAGUUAUUUCAGUUAUGUAACAUCUCUUCUCACAUUUAUACGUAUACACUUAAUGAUCUCAUAGCUACAAGAUCAUCAUAUUUCAUCUAACUUUGAACUGGAUUUCAAGUAUCAUUUCAAAUAUAUUAAUAAUCCUUUAUAAUUAUUUGUGUAUAUGCAGUGUAUGUGUGUGUGUGUGAAAAGAGAAUGAUAAAAUGUUUAUUUCUCUUCGUUUUUGCUUUUGAACGAGACUGUCUAAGGGAUUUUGUCGAUAUCAAUAUAUAAUUGGAAGUUUAC
Messenger RNA from Schistosoma intercalatum, 4871 nucleotides. The record is from the annotation of a GenBank genome assembly. NCBI's taxonomy places the organism in Eukaryota, Metazoa, Platyhelminthes, Trematoda, Strigeidida, Schistosomatidae.